This is a messenger RNA of Nicrophorus vespilloides, 507 nucleotides long. Its product is annotated as turripeptide Gsp9.3-like. Gene Ontology annotation, molecular function: protein binding. NCBI's taxonomy places the organism in Eukaryota, Metazoa, Arthropoda, Insecta, Coleoptera, Silphidae. The coding region runs from base 36 to 404 and encodes 122 amino acids. The transcript has a single exon. The record is from RefSeq and is a predicted model, not a curated record.
UGUAUGAGCAGUAUCCAUUUGCUGAUAGAAACAACAUGAAGUUCGUUUGCUCCUUGAUCGUCGUGCUCGUCUUCGUGGCUGUGGGAUCUGAGGCUCAGGAGAACUGCGCCUGCACGUUCGAACAUAGACCUGUCUGCGGCUCAGACGGAAUCACCUAUCCGAACAAGUGCACUUUGGGAUGCAGACAGAGGGAGGACAGAUCCGUGAGGGAAGCGCAUCAAGGUCCUUGCGGUGUCCAGAAUGUCAGAGGAAGGAGGGAUCUCUGUUCCUGUCCGGACAAUCAUUUCCCGGUUUGCGGAUCGAACGGACAAACGUACGCGAACCAUUGCGAACUGAAGUGCGAGACGGCCAAAUACGCGGACUUGAAGAUCGAAUGCCACGGAAGAUGUCCGUGCACUGCUUAAAUUCAACUUCUUAAACCGAAGACGCGUGGAAAACUUUCUAGUUCGCAGAAUAUAUUUUUUUGUUUGAUAUUUCUAUAAACCUAAUACAACGAGUUUAAAACAA